Pygocentrus nattereri (red-bellied piranha) is the source of this 3990-nucleotide messenger RNA. RefSeq names its product CAAX prenyl protease 2. Gene Ontology annotation, molecular function: metalloendopeptidase activity. The record is from RefSeq and is a predicted model, not a curated record. The transcript has 7 exons. Gene Ontology annotation, cellular component: endoplasmic reticulum membrane. Bases 782 to 1831 code for a protein of 349 amino acids. Lineage: Eukaryota; Metazoa; Chordata; Actinopteri; Characiformes; Serrasalmidae. Gene Ontology annotation, biological process: CAAX-box protein processing.
CUGUGCCUGUGUGGGUGUUAGUCGGCUUCAAAACCUGAAGCCGACUUAAACCCAUUUUCAGGCUUUUAGAUGAAUUAUUGCAGACACAGUUUUACAGCACUUUGUUUCUGAAGUUAUUAAAAAGAAAAUUUAAAGGAAACUACACCCACCGAAAGCCGAGCUGUUGCUGUGGCAGGCAGGGAAUGAACUGUCAUGAGGAAGGCUCUGUCAUUGACGUUUGCUUGUGCAUUCAUGAUAAAUGUCUUCCUGUCAUCAUAGCUCAAAACACAAUUGUAAGCUCACACUGUGCAUGAACAGUUUGCUUUUCAACUCAUGUAAAUAACCAAGUUGCAAUGUUUCCACAGUGAUGAAAUUAUUCCUUCAUUUGCAGAGGUGGCAAAUUACAAAGUACAUGUACUUCAAUACUGCACUUAAGUACUUUUUUCAGGUAUCUGUACAUUACUUGAAUAUUGCUGUCACUUUUUUAAAAUUAAUUUUACUCACUCCAUAUCAAAAGAAAAAGUAACAGCAGCUACUAACAAAAUAAGAUGAGAGCAGAAAUAGUUUGUCAUCUUUUUCACCAACUUUGCCAACUUUAACCUAGUUACUCUAGUAGAAAAAAAACAUAUUACACUGAUUUAUUAUCUUUGAUUUUAGUUUUUGCUUUUUAGUUUAUUACCUUUCACCCAUUUUUGUAAACAAAUAGUGUAUACAAUACCAAAGCACUACACACGUGACGGUCCUUAAUCAGGAUAAGAGCAUUAACCUCCUUAUACUCGGCUCUCCCAGACGUCCCAGCACCAUGUUGGAUGAUGUACCUCUACAGAUACAACCAGUGCUUUCAGUCACUGACAAUGUUGUGUUUGAGGCAUUUGAAGGAAAAUGCUACUUAUCCAUUCUGUCCUGUUUACUGUUGGCCUGUUUGUACGUUGGAAGUUUGUACAUAUGGCGGGGCAGCUUACCCAGGGAUCAUCCAAGCACGAUAAAGAAACGCUUCAUCAGUGUCCUGUUUGCAUCUGCUGUUUCACCACUCAUCGUUUGGGCAUGGAUGCAAGCUGUGGAAGUGAGGCCAAGCCCACCUUUGCUGGCUUUGCUUGGCAUCCGGAUAGAGGGUUCAGUUCCUGCAGCUGUGCUACCUCUAAUACUCACCAUGGUGCUUUUUCUUGGACCACUGAUUCAGAUGGCGAUGGACAGCCCAAAGGGACUGGUACAUGAAGUCAAAUCUGGCUUUAGCUUGAAGAAUGUGACUGAUUGUUUGAGGGACUUGUGUUGGCUGAGAAACCAUGUGGUGGCACCACUAACAGAAGAGCUAGUGUUUCGAGCUUCUAUGCUGCCCAUACUGGCGCCAUGUACAGGCCCUACUGCUGCCAUCUUCAUCGCUCCACUCUUCUUUGGAGUCGCCCACUUUCACCAUGUCAUUGAGCAGCUUCGUUUCGGACAUGACAGUGUGCUCGACAUCUUGGUUUGUGCAGGUAAAAUGAGCUGUAGUAAAUGUGAGUAUGUCUGCCUUCUGUCCAUAUUACCAGGGAUGUCUGAAUUGUCUGUAAUGUUUUUCUGCUUCUCAGUGUUUCAGUUUAGCUACACGUCAGUGUUUGGAGCCUACACUGCCUUCAUUUUCACCAGAACAGGUCAUCUAGUGGGGCCAGUGCUGUGCCACUCUUUCUGUAAUUGGAUGGGUUUUCCUGCUCUGGGCUUGGCCCUGCAGCAUCCACAGAGGCCAGUGCUGAUGCUUUCCUAUGAGCUUGGACUUCUGCUCUUCAUCCUCCUUCUCUUCCCCCUCACUGACCCACUGCUAUUUGGAAUGACCCCCAUCUGUAGUUUAAUCUUGGAGCCUCGGGCAGCCUGCUCUUGAAUCAUGUACAGUACAUAGAUUCAGUUCAAAGGCAGAGCUGAUGGAGCAGUUAUGUGUGUGUGUGUGUGUGUGUGUGUGUGUGUGUGUGUGUGUGUGUGUGUGUGUGUGUGUGCGCGUGCAUGCACAUGUGUGUAUACUUAUUGAGUUUUGAACUCAAGACUUCUGGAUAGCAAAAAUAAGCUAGAGGAAGAUUAAUUGUUAAUUGUUGAAAUAACAGUAAUCUUUUAGAGUCAUGAAAAAAAGCAGGGGUCAAGAUGUCUACAACACAUAAUAACCAUUUAAUUUACUAUCCAAAAUGACUAAUGGCCCACAUAAGUGGAGUUUUUGUAUGUAAUGAAGAUAAAUCUGGCAAAUCUGAAAAAUAAGUUUUCUUAGGGAUUACUUUUCCUCACUAUGCUCUGCAUGCUCUCUCUGCCAUAACUGGAUUUAAAAAAACAAAGGCCAAAAUCUGUUAUUUUACUUUCAUAAAAUAAUGUCACCAAGCAGGGCAUUUGUAACCAUUCCAUGUAAUAACUUUCUGUGAGGGAGCUUUUAAAGGCAUUAAACUCUUCAGACAUCCGGUUCCUAUCAUCACCACUGUGAACAAUUCUGACUCUGUAAGUUCUUUAGAACAGACCAUUUCCUACCAAACCACUCUGAAUGACUUUGUUUAAAUUGAAAUGGAUUAAUUAUCCGCGACCCUGACGGAGAAGCGGCUUAGAAAAUGGAUGGAUGGAUGGAUGGAUAGAUUAAUUAUGCAUAAUAUUUGAAAAAUCAGUGAAUUCCCCUUUAACAAUAUAUAACUGCACCAACGUAGUUGAGACAGUGAGAGUGAUAGCAAGUAAACAAGCAAAUUAUUCUUUUUUCUCAUUUUUUGCUCUGGGCCCCAAGGGAUUCAUGAUACACCAUAUAUACUUAAAAAAUCUCUUGUUUUUAUUUCUCUUGUGCACAGUUUAUCGUCACAGGUCAUUUUCCUGGCCUUGGAUUGAGCAAGUCAAAAAUGAAUGGAGCUAGGAAAAUAUCUGUGAGCAGAAGAAAGAGAAAAUCUCUGGAGGAAUCAAAUAUCUCACUUGUGCUGCCAAAAGAAGUUUAAACAAAUCUAGAGGGACUACUCUUUUCUUUGGAAAUUCUCUAGGUAUGAAGUUUGCAAUCCACUUGCUGAAUUAAAGGCGGAGGUUUGCUCUCCUCCUUGGGGAUAUGACUCUUAAAUUGGUUGGAGUUUCUAAUCACUGACAGUGCUGUACCCUUUUCUGUCCCAUGGUGGUGCUGAAGCCCACAACCAGUAAAACCUUUCUCUUUUUUUCAGCCACCGUUUUCCAUCUGUCAGUUUUAUGACAUAUGGAAUGUAAUGUGUCAUAUUUUUACGUUGGCUUUAGCAGAGCUGUGUAGGGUCUGUGCAGGAUCAUAUACUACAUUACAGUAGUCACAGUUUAAACUGAUACCAGAUGUUAAUGUAUUUCACAGAUGUUCCAUUUCGUGCCACUGAGUAAUCUAUACACAGCUCAGAUUUCCUACAUUAUUAAUAUCCUCAAAGUGGAUUUUGAUUUUAAUUUCUGUUUGUGUUUUCUUAGUGAUUUUAAAGCAACCACACCAUGAAAAUCCAUGUUUUUGUAUCUUUUUUUGAAAAAAUAUUUUGCUGUAACUGCAGUUAAGAGUUUCAAUAAAUGUACUGCCCACUCUCCAGUCUAUCUAUGAAAAAAAAUGCAAAUGCAGCUUCUUUUUCAUUCAAUGUUUUUGUGAGGUCACAAAUAUCAACAUCUAAAUGUAUCCUUCUACAGCUGUUUAGCUUCACCUAUUUUGCUGAAGUUAUAAGGGGUGUUUGAGCUCUGAGUGCUUUUUGAGCAAGGCAGCGCAGCCAAUCAUAACAGAUGUCAUUCACAUAUAUCAGUCUCAAAGGCACAAUAAUAAAAAAAAAUCCUGUUAAUUUCUAGGGGAGAAAGAAAGGUUGGAAAUGGUCAUGUAAAAAUGAAUUUUGACAGUUUGUUGCACAUAAAGUCAUAAAUAUCACAGACCACAUGAAAAAAAGAUUUCAGUAAAAUGAAGGAUAUGGGCCCUUUAAUUAAAUACCAACAUCAAAGGCAGUUCAGCCAUGUUUUAUACAUUGAUCUACGAUGUUGAGGUCCGGCCUCAGGUCUGGGGUGGCCAAUUGUUCUGAGAACAUCAGCAAUUGCCGUUGGUUU